Rosa rugosa (rugosa rose) is the source of this 534-nucleotide messenger RNA. RefSeq lists its product as uncharacterized. Lineage: Eukaryota; Viridiplantae; Streptophyta; Magnoliopsida; Rosales; Rosaceae. The record is from RefSeq and is a predicted model, not a curated record. Gene Ontology annotation, biological process: microtubule-based process; defense response. Gene Ontology annotation, cellular component: membrane; dynein complex. Bases 1 to 534 code for a protein of 177 amino acids. The transcript has 5 exons.
AUGAGCUUGAAUCUAAAGGAAUUUGAUGGGGUAUAUGGACCAGCAUGGCACUGCAUUGUAGGAAUAAAUUUUGGGUCUUUUGUGACACACUCAUGUUUAAUGCAGCAGGAAAAAGCUGAAAACUUGAUCCUUUGUAACUAUGUAAAAGACAUUUACUUGGUUCAUUUAGCACCUGGAAGCAAAUUUAAUUUUCAAAAAUAUAUCAAAAGAUCAUUAGAAGAUGACUUUAAAGUCUGCGCAGACUUUGAAGUUCCUUCAGAUGAUGGCAAAAAGAAGAAAGCCAUAACAUCAAUCGGAAUAUUAACAGCAGCACUUCUGCUUCUGCUUUUGGUUGCAGGUACUAGAGCUUGGACUACAUUUGAUAGCGAAGACAGUAAUUUUGCUCAAAGUUCGGGUGAUGGGUCAAGUGGUGGGAUAGAGAUGGAUGAUGAUGUAGAAGAAAAAUAUCAUGGUCAUGGUGCACAAGAAAUGGAAACAAUAACAAAUAACAUUACUCAAAGUUUGAUGAGUGCGUGUAAUAAUGUGGACAUUUGA